UUAGUCUGACUGGACUGGCACGACAGCACCACCUUGACAUUAGGAAAUAGGGGGAAAUCAAGAGAGAAAUUACAUUUGUGAAUAUAUUCCAUUGGUGAAUUUAGGACCAGAACCAAAGGAGUUACAAUUUCUAUAUUUGGCUGAUUUGCGUUGAUGACUUUUGGAGCUAGGAGAUUAUUUCAGCUGGUCGGACACAAUGGAGAGGAGUCGCCGUUGGCGUUCCGAGGCCCUGGGAAUCUUCAAGCAGCUGGAGCCCAAGGACGCUGAAGACCCAAGAGAAUACUGUUAUGGAGGCUACCAUCCUGUACAGAUAGAUGACACAUUGAACAGAAGAUACAAGGUGCUCUCCAAGCUUGGCUGGGGUUACUUCUCCACUGUGUGGCACUGCCUUGAUCUAAUACGGGACCAGAGUGUCGCAGUGAAAGUUCUGAAGAGUGGACCGGGUUUUUCUCAGUCAGGACAGGAUGAACUCUCUCUCCUAAGAUGUACUGCUGGUCCGUUAAGCUGACAUCCACACAGUCAAAGGAUUGUUCAUCUGCUGGAUGAGUUCAAGCUGGCUGGAGACAACGGAAUCCACACGUGUCUGGUACUGGAGCUGCUCGGACCAAACCUGAGAAGCUUGCAGCUGCACUCUGGAAAUUCCCGAAUUUUGCAGCCAUUUGUGAAAACAAUACUCACUCAGGUACUUCAGGGUUUGGAUUACCUUCACAGUCAGUGUAAAAUCAUCCACGCAGACAUCAAACCUGAGAACAUACUGCUGUGUCCAAAAAAGCAGUUUCACGCCAUGUCAGCGUGUGUCAGCAGUGUGUGCUGCAUUCCAACUGCAGACGAGACCAAGUCUGAAGGCACAGGAAAAGAGGAUCUUAGCCUGCUUUUGUUAAAAGAAACAACAGUGAAGAUUGCAGACCUCGGUAGUUCAUGCUGGGUGUACAAACAUUUCUGUGAAGAGAUCCAAACACGUCAAUAUCGUUCAUUGGAGGUUUUACUGGGGUCCGAGUACGGCCCACCAGCAGACAUCUGGAGCGUCGCCUGCAUGGCCUUUGAGUUGCUCACAGGAGACUCUCUGUUUGAACCUAGACCAGGCACCUCCUUCUCCUUGGAGGAAGAUCACAUAACCCAGAUCAUGGAACUGCUUGGUAAAAUUCCACCAGUCAUCGCUUUGUCUGGAAAAUACUCUGCAGACUACUUCACUCAUCAAGGCAUCCUGCGGCGUGUUGGACCACUGCGGAACUGGAGACUGUAUGACAUCCUGGUGGAGAAAUACCACUUCCUCUUGGAUGAGGCUUGCACUUUCUCUAAUUUCUUACUUAAUAUGUUGGAUUAUUACCCAAAGAGGAGGGCCACUGCAGCACAGUGUCUCCUCCAUCCUUGGCUGAUCUCCUGACAUAACUCAUUUGAAGCCCCUGUCAAUUCUUCCACUAGCUAAGAUUUUUCUAAAUCUGAUGUUGUGUACUAAUAACUUUCAAAGAAUGCUAAAAAUACAAGAAGACUCAAACCGGCAUUUGUUGUGGCAAUUUUUAAAU
Molecule: messenger RNA, 1523 nt
Organism: Corythoichthys intestinalis (scribbled pipefish)
Lineage: Eukaryota; Metazoa; Chordata; Actinopteri; Syngnathiformes; Syngnathidae
Product: SRSF protein kinase 3
Exons: 12
Biological process (GO): spliceosomal complex assembly; peptidyl-serine phosphorylation; intracellular signal transduction
Cellular component (GO): cytoplasm; nucleus
Molecular function (GO): ATP binding; protein serine/threonine kinase activity
Source: RefSeq, a predicted model, not a curated record